AUGUCAAUGGGUAAGCCGUGGAGUAACCCAAUGGGCAAGGCUACAAGGGAAUCUGAUAAUCUUGGUCCCAACAAAGUCAAUAAGGAACUGUUCUACAUGUGUUACCAUGUAACAUUGGGGCAAUCGGGAAAGUAUUUCUGGUGCUGUAGAGAAACUUUGGGGAAGCUACAGGCUAGUUUGAAAGAUGAUAGUGAUCUGAUUGUGGUGGGAAUCAGCUCCCAACAGGAGACUGAGAGGUUUACAACACCAGAGACAGACCAAACCUGUACAAUAGAGCGGCUGGACGCCAAUAUCGGCCCUAUUUUAGGAGUAUGGAAUACUCAUCUCGACACAUUUUGGCCAUCAAAAGAUGUGCAAGCACAUGAAGUUCCGCAAUCCUUUCGUAGUCGGCUCAUCCGCUAG
This is a messenger RNA of Tremella mesenterica DSM 1558, 402 nucleotides long. RefSeq lists its product as uncharacterized. The record is from RefSeq and is a predicted model, not a curated record. The transcript has a single exon. NCBI's taxonomy places the organism in Eukaryota, Fungi, Basidiomycota, Tremellomycetes, Tremellales, Tremellaceae. The coding region runs from base 1 to 402 and encodes 133 amino acids.